Molecule: messenger RNA, 1653 nt
Organism: Prunus armeniaca (apricot)
Lineage: Eukaryota; Viridiplantae; Streptophyta; Magnoliopsida; Rosales; Rosaceae
Source: the annotation of a GenBank genome assembly
AUGGCAUUAGAAAGGAUUGCUAGGACUGCUAGAAAUGGCUUCAGAAGGUCGCCAUCAGGAGCAUCCGCCCGCACGAGUGAGAAGGAUAUGUUGUGUGAGGGAGCAUCCACACGCAAAUAUUGUUCCUUACCUUCACUCGAAACUGACACUAGAAAUAGAAACUUUUUGUACCUCUCCAGCAUUUCAAAAGUGAAUCACAAUAGUUUUUGGAGCAGGGGAAUAAGGGCAACCCCAACUUAUCAAUUUCCUUCUGCAGAAAGGAUUGUUGAGGAGUCUGAUUCUGAGUACAACGAUCCCAAAUAUCCGGGUCUAGAAGCAACCAAGCCAGGUCAAAAGCCAAGAGUGGUUGUCCUUGGUACUGGCUGGGCGGCCUGUCGAUUCCUUAAGGGACUAGACACCAAGAUCUAUGAUGUUGUUUGCAUAUCACCAAGGAAUCACAUGGUCUUCACUCCUUUGCUUGCUUCAACUUGCGUUGGUACCCUGGAAUUCCGUUCAGUCGCUGAACCUGUUACUCAUAUACAAUCUGCAUUGGCAACAGAUCCCAAUUCUUUCUUUUAUAUGGCUUCCUGCGUUGGUGUUGACACAGACAAACAUGAGGUGUACUGUGAGACGAUUAGCAAGGGUGGCUUGCCUCAUGAACCUUACAGAUUCAAAGUUGCCUAUGACAAGCUCGUCAUAGCUGCUGGAGCUGAGCCCCUGACAUUUGGUAUCAAGGGUGUGAAGGAACAUGCAUUUUUUCUCCGUGAAGUGAAUCAUGCCCAAGAGAUUAGGAAGAAGCUUCUCUUGAACCUGAUGCUCUCUGAACAUCCAGGAAUACCAGAGGAAGAAAGGAAACGCCUCCUACAUUGUGUUGUUAUUGGAGGUGGCCCUACAGGGGUAGAGUUCAGUGGCGAGCUGAGUGAUUUUAUCAUGAAAGAUGUCCGUGAACGGUAUACUCAUGUUAAGGAUUACAUCAAAGUCACUCUCAUUGAGGCAAAUGAGAUUUUGUCAUCCUUCGAUGUUGGGUUAAGGCGAUAUGCAACAAAUCACUUAACCAAGUGUGGGGUUCGCCUUAUGAGAGGUGUUGUGAAAGAAGUGCAUCCCGAGAAGAUAGUUCUCAACGAUGGCACUGAUGUUCCAUAUGGCCUUUUGGUCUGGUCUACAGGCGUUGGUCCUUCAGAGUUUGUGAAAUCACUUGAUCUUCCCAAGUCCGCAGGCGGAAGGAUUGGUGUCGACGGGUGGUUGCGGGUUCCUUCCGUGGAAGAUGUGUUUGCACUUGGAGAUUGCGCUGGUUUUCUUGAGCAGACAGGGAGGCCAGUUCUUCCAGCUUUAGCUCAGGUGGCGGAAAGGGAGGGAAAAUAUCUGGUCGAGUUGUUUAACAAGAUUGGGGCACGGAAUGCAGGCAAGGCCUUGAGCUUAAAAGACAUCCCUCUAGGAGAGCCUUUUGUGUACAAGCACCUUGGAAGCAUGGCAACAGUUGGACGCUAUAAGGCACUGGUUGAUUUACGCCAGUCGAAGGAUGCAAAAGGCAUAUCGCUUGCCGGAUUCUUGAGCUGGUUCAUUUGGCGUUCCGCUUAUCUGACGCGAGUCGUCAGCUGGAGGAACAGGUUUUAUGUUGCAGUAAACUGGGCUACCACGAUUGUCUUUGGCAGAGACAACUCAAGAAUAGGUUGA